This is a messenger RNA of Austrofundulus limnaeus, 1321 nucleotides long. RefSeq names its product lysophospholipase 1. The transcript has 9 exons. Gene Ontology annotation, cellular component: cytoplasm. Gene Ontology annotation, biological process: protein depalmitoylation. The record is from RefSeq and is a predicted model, not a curated record. Bases 268 to 966 code for a protein of 232 amino acids. Gene Ontology annotation, molecular function: carboxylic ester hydrolase activity; palmitoyl-(protein) hydrolase activity. Lineage: Eukaryota; Metazoa; Chordata; Actinopteri; Cyprinodontiformes; Rivulidae.
AAGAAUACGGAGUAGAAGAAGAAGAAGAAGAGGAGGAGGUGGGGCUACUGCAGUUGGAAAGUGCUUUCGGAGAAAGCUGUGUGAAUUUGUUUUCUCAAUAUUGAACCUUCAGAAAUACUUUUAAUUUCACGAGCGCCAAUAGAAGUCGGUGAAGCUUUGACCGCCAGUAGAACCUUUUCCCUCAUUUGUUAUAUUUUGGGAGGCCAUAUUUCCUGCACUAUUAGCUAGAGGAGCUAACUUAACUGUCCAGCUGCCUCAGCGCGCUGUAUGUGCGGCAACAACAUGUCAGCUCCUUUACCUGCCAUUGUGCCUGCUGCCCGGAAAGCCACCGCGGCGGUUAUAUUCCUGCAUGGCCUCGGUGAUACUGGGCAUGGCUGGGCAGAGGCUUUUGCCGGCAUCAGAAUACCACAUGUGAAAUACAUUUGUCCUCAUGCCCCCACUAUGCCUGUUUCUUUAAACAUGAGGAUGUCCAUGCCUUCUUGGUUUGAUGUCUAUGGAUUGAGUCCAGAUGCGGAUGAAGAUGAGGCUGGCAUCAAGAGAGCAUCAGAGAACAUUAAAGCCUUGAUAGAUCAAGAAGUGAAAAAUGGAAUUCCUUCUCACAGAAUUAUCCUGGGUGGAUUUUCACAGGGUGGGGCAUUGUCUCUUUACACAGCUUUGACAACUCAGCAGAAGCUCGCUGGUGUGGUUGCUCUGAGCUGCUGGCUUCCCCUCCGUAAAUCCUUCCCUCAGGCGGCUGCUAACGGCGCUAACAAGGACAUGCACGUCCUGCAGUGCCACGGGGACGCCGACCCCCUGGUCCCUUUCACAUUCGGCACCCAGACGGCAGAGAAACUGAAAAGCCUCAUCAACCCUUCAAAUAUCACCUUCAAGUCGUACCGGGGCCUACCUCACAGCGCCUGUCCCGAGGAAAUGAUCGAUAUCAAGCGAUUUCUAGAGAGACARCUUCCUGCAGUCAGCGACGAAUGAACAAAGUGCAUCCGCUCACCUGCUCAGUGUUAUCAGAGUCCGCUAGCCUCAACCAAGCAAGGCCAGGUGGACUCGAGAAUUACUUGACAGUGAACACACGCUGCUACUUUUCUAGAUUCAGAAAGACUAGAGCCGUUAGCCUGUGAAAGGCAUGACUGAGACAAUGCUGCAUCUGACCUGGAGUCACAAACAGCCCUCACUGUUAAAGUAGAUGAACCUCAGCUGCUUGGUUAUAAAGCCUGUUUCCACUGAGAUGAGCCAUUUUUGCAGUUGUAUGUAUUAUAACACUUAGGGCUAUAAUUUGGAUUUAAAACUUGCAUUCUCWCAAUAAAUGGCUUGUUAAUUGAUUUUAAAA